Messenger RNA from Dinoponera quadriceps, 2270 nucleotides. RefSeq names its product ATP-binding cassette sub-family G member 4-like. The transcript is spliced from 12 exons. The coding region runs from base 217 to 2133 and encodes 638 amino acids. The record is from RefSeq and is a predicted model, not a curated record. Gene Ontology annotation, cellular component: plasma membrane. Gene Ontology annotation, molecular function: ABC-type transporter activity; ATP binding; ATP hydrolysis activity. Lineage: Eukaryota; Metazoa; Arthropoda; Insecta; Hymenoptera; Formicidae.
AAGCAAUUGCGACUCUGCAGUCGCGGUUGAGAACUCGCGUGUGAUACUCGGCGUGCGCGCUGCUCCUUCGUUUAUAAAGUAAAACGCUUGAUAUCAAACAUAUAUCGAGUGCGAAAUUUGGUAUUUGCAAUUCACAGCGAUUUCCUGAUUAUCGUUUAACAAACCUCCGAGCUUAUUCGUGCAGUUUACUCGUACAGUUUAAUUGGAUUGCUGCGAAUGGUCCCUGCGAGUGUCUACGAUAUGCCGGAUAAUGAUAAUAAGAAUGACGCAACGACGGCUAAAAUACCCAACGACGGCUGUACGAUACAUUUGGAGGAGUGUGAAGGAUUGAUGAAAUCGGAAGGUUCGCAAAAGCCGCAGCUACGCAUCGAAUUUAACGAUAUCUGUUACUCAGUUUAUUGCAAAAAUAAAGAAAGCAAGAAAACGAUUUUAUCUAAUGUAUCGGGUAGUUUUGACCCGGGAAAAAUCACGACGAUAAUCGGCCCAUCUGGCGCGGGGAAAACGACGCUCUUGAAGGUUAUAUCAGGAGAGCAAUUUUUAAACGUUAAAGGCAUUAUCACUGUAAAUGGCGUAGUGCAAAAUAAAGGAUCGUUCCGCAAACAAGUGUGUUACGUGCCGCAACAAUUCGCUCUGUUACCGUUUCUCACGACAAAAGAGACUCUUUAUAUAGCUGCUCGAUUAAAAUUCGAAGCUGGUCAAGAUGAUCGAACGAUUUAUUUAAUCGUAAAUGAGAUCGCGAACAGCCUUGGCUUGUUAAAUUGUAUGGAUAUAAUGGCCAACAAGUUAAGUGGCGGGGAACGGAAAAGACUGUCUAUCGGCGUAGAAAUGGUUACCAAGCCGGCAGUCCUAUUAUUGGACGAGCCAACAAGUGGUCUUGAUAGCGUAGCAUCCAAUCAGCUAAUUAAUGUACUAUACGAUAUGGCAAGAACGAACUGUACUGUGAUUUGCGCAAUACAUCAACCCAGCAGUCAGAUGAUCUCGCAGUUCGAUGAUAUUUUAGUGCUUAAUCGUGGCAGAUGUAUAUUUUGUGGCUCAAAAGACGACAUCCUGAACGUGUUCGACAACGCCGGUUUCACCUGUCCCGCCUUCUAUAACAUAGCCGAAUUCGUACUCGAAGUAGUAACCGAAAAGAGAAGUGGAAAUUUGAACAAUUUGUAUGAAAUUUGCCGUAGCGAGUAUGAGAAGACAAGAUUGCAGAAUAAUCGCUCGAACAACGAUACGAAUGGAUCUGUUUCCAAACAUGGUUUCGAGGACAACUCACUCGUAUUCACAAGCAAAGAUAAUACAAAGCAAAGAUUAUCAAUGUGGCAACAGCAGAAAAUAUUAUUUUUAAGAGCUUUAAUUUGUAUCAAGCGAGACAAUACUCUGACGAAACUGAGAUUUGGAGCUCAUAUUGUAAUAGCAGUGUUACUAGGUACAGUCUUUUAUAAUUUUGGAAACGAUGCAGAAAAAGUUAACAGCAACAUAGCUUUUUUAUUCUUCCUUAUGCUAUUUUUAUAUUUCUCAAAUGCCAUGCCGGCAGUGCAAAUGUUUCCCACAGAAGCAGCAGUAUUCCUACAGGAACAUUUAAAUAAUUGGUAUUAUCUGAAAUCAUACUACAGUGUAAAGGUAUUAACGGAUCUCCCUAUGCAGGUACUUUGCUCUUCAGGCUUUACCCUUAUAUCAUAUUAUAUGACAGGACAACCAAUGGAUUUUCAUAGAGUCUUACCAGUGUGGAUUAUCUGUGUGUUACUUACGAUUAUUGGGCAAACAGUCGGGAUUCUUAUCGGUGCAGCUUUUAAAACUGAUAUUGGUGUUUUCUUGAUACCGGCAACAAGUAUACCGUUAAUGCUUUUCGCCGGGUUUUUCUUGAAACUGGGAGAAGUGCCGAAAUAUCUGCAGCCUAUAAGCUGGGUGAGCUUUUUCAGAUACGCGUUCGAGGGAGUCAUCCAAGCAAUUUAUAUCGAUCGAGGAAAACUAACGUGCUCGCAACUUUACUGUUACCUGCAGUCUCCAAGCCGGAUUCUUACGAUGAUGGACAUGCCGUCGACAUCGUUCCACAUAGUUUUAAUAAUACUGGCUAUUUGGAUAUUCUGUUUACAUUUACUCACUUAUGCGGUACUUUGCGUGAAGAUUUAUUAUGCAAGGAAGUAAUAUGUUAAAUAUAACUGCACGAUACGCAUAAAGUAUAUUUUUUUAAACGAACGAGACAUUAUAGAGAAAAACAAGCGAUGUUUUAAUGUUUAUAUAAUUGUGAAAAGAGGUAAAUAUAAAUAUAUAUAAAUUUAUUU